AUGGAUGUAGAGGCAGCCGAGGCACUGGACGAGGCGGUCGGCGCUCUGGACGAGGAAGCGCACGACGUAGGCGUCGGUGAGGAGUUGGAGCGGCGGGGCGACAGCCGGGAACGCGGCGACGGUGUCUCGGCGUCGGCAUCAUCCGUCCGCCCGGCGGCGACGCGGCGGCGGAGGCGAGGCACCCCGCGGCGCGGUGCGCCUGAGCAGCUGCACCAGGUGAUCUGCUUGGCGUUCUUGCCCCUGCCUCGCCGUCGUCCGCCGGCCAAGAACUCCCCGUCGUCGUCGUCGGCGUCGGCGUCGAUGUCGAUCUCGCAGAUGGACCAGUUGGGAUUGUCCAUCUUGACGACGACCGGCGUCUCGCCGGCGCCGGCGAGGGCGGGCUUGCUGCCGGCCCAGAAGCCGCUCCACGGCGCCAUGCACGCGGCGGGAGCGAGAAGAACACUCGACGACAUGACACGACACUCCCGCCACUCGCUGAGCUCCCAAAAUAGCAAGCUUUCACUGACACACAAAUGCACACUAUUCCUGGGGCUCCCCUUCUUUCGAGCUGCUGCCAAUGCCCAUCAACCGGAGCCGCCUCAAGUCACCACACCUCCCUACUCUCCGCAAUGCGAUGCGAGCAGCGAGCUCCACUGCCGCCGUUGCAAUGGCAGAAAAGCUUUAGAAGAAGAAGGUGCUCCAUCCCGUGCGGCUUCACCGCGCUCCUCGCCGGCGACCUCCCGGCGUGCGCGCCGCCGCUGACCGUGCUCUUGCACUUCUUCGCAGCGCUCGGGUGCCUGCCCGAGACUAGGUACUCCUUCCGUGCCGCCCCAUGAGAGAGAGAGAGGGAGAGAGUGUGAAGAGAGAGAGAGGAGGGGAAGGGGAGAUAUGACAGGUGGGUCCCACAACUUUUUUUUUUAAAGAAAAUACUGAUUGGGUUGUCACGUGUAGUCACGUAGGACAAAACUGCUCUGAAUUAAGUUGAGGGGGCUAAUUCAUCCGGUAUUGAAAGUUUAGGGUGAGCAAUGUCUGGUUUUUGGGUUUAGGGGGUAAUUCGGUCGACCACGAUAGUUAAUGGGGUAAUUCAUACUUUUUCCUACUAUU
This is a messenger RNA of Oryza sativa Japonica Group (Japanese rice), 1083 nucleotides long. NCBI's taxonomy places the organism in Eukaryota, Viridiplantae, Streptophyta, Magnoliopsida, Poales, Poaceae. The record is from RefSeq and is a predicted model, not a curated record.